UAUGGCCCCUCGAUCCUGGACGAAUGGCGCCGAUUUUCACUUCAAAUUUCCUCGUACCUUGAGCGGAGAGCGUAUAAAUAUCGCAGACGGUGAGUUAGAAGGACUUCCAGCCCCCUCACGAUCCUCCGAAGCUCGAAGGGUCACUUCCUUGUCUCCAAACACGCAUCCCUCGCUUCCUAUACAUUCCUUUACGGUAUCACUUGGGUGUUUCUGUUGAGGUUGUCUGACGACUCUCUUGUCACCGAAACAUUUAAGGGCCCUUCUGCUCUCGCUGCUCUACACAUUCAUUACCCCACCUCCUCUCAUCGACAUGAUCUUCCCUUUGAGCUUCUUGCUUGUCGGUGCUGCCUUCGCCAGCGCACUUCCUGACCCCACAUCGGUUCUCAACGAUCUGGAUUGCGAGUCGGGUAGCGACCUGGUCGCCGCCAGCUGGUACGCAGGAUGGCACUCGGCCGACGUUCCGCUCUCUGGUGUCAGUUGGGAGAAGUAUACGCACAUGACGUAUGCCUUCGCCGAGACGACUCCCGAUCCACACAAGCUGUCUCUCGCUAAUUCUGACGAGCAACUCUUGCCAGAGUUCGUUAAAUCGGCUCAUGAACAUGGAGUCAAAGCUUUGGUAUCCAUCGGCGGGUGGACCGGAGGUUUAUACUUUUCUUCCAACGUCGGGGACGCCACCAAUCGCACGAUUUUCGUCAACACUGUGAUCGACAUGGUGACGACAUACGGCCUCGAUGGUAUCGACAUCGACUGGGAAUACCCCAACAAGCUCGGCGUAGGCUGUAAUGUCGUCAGCCCAAGCGACACAGCCAACUUGCUUUUCUUCCUGCAAGAGCUUCGUGCCCACCCUCUCGGCUCCACCUUGAUUGUCACCGCUGCAUCUUCGAUCUCGCCGUGGGUCGACGAGAAUGGCAAUGCCUCGACCGACCUGAGCGGCUUUGCCUCCGUCCUCACCUACGUUGCCGUCAUGAACUACGACAUCUGGGGCUCCUGGUCAAAUGCCGUCGGCCCUAACGCUCCUCUUGACGAUGCUUGCGCCUCUCCCGCAAACCAAGCUGGCUCGGCUACGUCGGCCGUGCAGGCGUGGAAUGCAGCAGGCAUCCCGCACGACCAAAUCGUUCUCGGUGUACCUGGCUACGGACACUCGUUCCGUGUCAGCACAGCCGCUGCCCUCCCAAACGGAGCUGACGGAGCCUUGGCGAGCUACCCUGCCUUUAACAAAGCGGACCAGCCCCUGGGUGACCGCUGGGACGAUGCGAACCCCGGACCAGACGUCUGCGGGAAUGCACAGGGCGCAGGAGGAGUGUUCAACUUCUUCGGCUUGGUAGAGGGUGGGUUCUUGAACGACAACGGGACUGUCGCUGCAGGGAUCGCAUAUGCAUUCGACGAGUGCAGUCAGACUCCGUUUGUCUACAACUCGACCUCUCAAGUUAUGGUCUCCUACGAUAAUGCCGAUUCAUUCGCUGCCAAGGGCAAGUUCAUCAACACCCUUGGUCUGCGCGGAUUCGCCAUGUGGGAGGCCGGAGGUGAUUUCAAGGACAUCCUCGUCGAUUCUAUUCGCUCGGCUUCCGGUUUUGCUUGAAGCCCUUGACGGUCAAGCGCUCAUCACUACACAUCAUGAGAUUAUCUUACAACCAGUGUCCUUAUAAUAACUAUUGCUAUUGUUUAAUCGAUGCUGCGUUCAUUGUAAU
Heterobasidion irregulare TC 32-1 is the source of this 1688-nucleotide messenger RNA. Its product is annotated as glycoside hydrolase family 18 protein. The transcript has 5 exons. Gene Ontology annotation, molecular function: chitin binding; chitinase activity. The coding region runs from base 311 to 1579 and encodes 422 amino acids. The record is from RefSeq and is a predicted model, not a curated record. Gene Ontology annotation, biological process: carbohydrate metabolic process; chitin catabolic process. NCBI's taxonomy places the organism in Eukaryota, Fungi, Basidiomycota, Agaricomycetes, Russulales, Bondarzewiaceae. Gene Ontology annotation, cellular component: extracellular region.